AGUUGUAGUGUCUGCUAGAGCCGGCCAAGCGAAACGAGCGCGGGCACCUCGAGAACGGCACGAUGAUAACAAUAACAAAUCACUAUUCAUGAGCCACUGUCAGUGAAUCAGUUCCCACAGCGCAGUUGCUGUUAACGUUCAAUCGUACUCUGGAGUCUGGGCCAAUCUCUGGCAUUCGGACUACGAAUUCCGGAGCAGCUACCGAUUGUGUUAUUAAAUGUUUGCCCGUGAAUGGGCACAUUGUGACUCGUUUAUGCUCUAGAAGCGUCAUUUAAUUCAAAUUGUCAAAAUGGCAGUUGAUUUAGGUAACCGAAUAGUUGUCCUCAUUGACAUGGACUGCUUUUUUUGUCAAGUCGAAACGAGACUAAAGCCGGAAUACGCUGGUAAACCCUUAGCUGUAGUGCAAUACAAUCUUUGGAGAACUGGAGGUAUAAUAGCUGUCAAUUAUGAAGCCAGAGAGUUCGGUGUCACACGCCACAUGAGAGGAGAAGAAGCUAGAGAGAAAUGUCCUCACAUUAUUUUGGCUGUCGUACCGGGUUCACGUGGAAAAGCCGACACGUCGAGAUACCGAAGCGCUGGUCGCGAAGUUAUUGACGUACUGAAAAAACACUGCACUAUGGUGGAACGAGCUAGCGUCGACGAGGCUUAUUUGGACAUAACGCAGAUCGUUGACGAUCAAUUAGCCAAAAAAGAAUUUGAUCCUGCGGUGGUAGAAGAGUUAAAAACUACCUAUGUAAUCGGGCAUUCAGAGUGUAACGUUAAUAAUGAAGAACAAAGACGCAAAGGUCUAGAGGAAUGGAUAGCAGAAGCUGCAGAGGAUAUUCAGAUUCAGAGAUUGGCUAUAGCUGGAAGAUUUGUUGAAUUUUUAAGACAAGAAAUCAAAGAGACAACAACUUUCAAUUGCUCUGCUGGAAUUUCAUUUAACAAGAUUUUAGCAAAAUUGGCUUGUGGUUUGCAUAAGCCACAAAAACAAACAAUAUUACCUGCUUCAUCUGUGUCUAAAUUAUUUGGUUCCUUGCCUGUCAAAAAAGUAAGAAACCUUGGAGGAAAAUUAGGAGAUAUGGUCCUUGAUGCAUUAGGAUGUCAUGUAAUGUCAGACUUACUGCAAUAUUCUUUGCAAGAUCUGCAAAGUCGGUUCGACAGGAAAACUGGUCAUUGGUUAUAUCACAUAGCGAGAGGGAUUGAUAAUGAGCCUGUUACUCCAAGACUAGUUUCAAAAUCUAUUGGUGCAUGCAAGCGUUUUCCAGGAAAGCAAACCAUCGUCAAAGUAGAAACUCUGAGGCAUUGGCUUGGAGAAUUAUCAUCAGAAAUUAGUGAAAGGCUUGAACAAGAUUUUGAAGAAAAUGAACGAAAAGCCACUUCUCUAACUGUUAGUUUUCAUUACAUUCAAAAUAAAAAAGUCAUUUCUCAAUCUCGAGCUUUUGCAUUGACCACUUAUAAACAGGAAAAAAUUGCAGAAAUGAGUAUUAAUGCAGUUUUAAAAGUUACACAAGAUCUUCCUAUUUCAUUUUUAGGAGUAUCUGCUGGUAAGUUUAUAAAAUCUAGAGGUAGUGAAAAUUUAAAAAAUUUUUUUAAGCCGAAAUUAAUAAAAAAGUUAAAAACUCAAAUAACAAAUUCAAAUAAUAGCAAUGAAAAUAAUUCAGAAACUUCAAAAAACAUUUCAAUACCAAUAGAACAGAGUAGUAAUUCUCAAUUUUGUUCAACAUCAUUAAAGAAAAAUGACAAAUUCUCACCAUGUAGUAAGCUACAAAAGUCCCUACAACACGAGAAAUUUAAACAAUCAUUUUUCAUUACUGUUUUAAAAGAAAAUAAAUUGAAAAAUCAUAAAUGUGAUGAUGAUGGCCCAAUGACAGGAAAAGAUAAGAAGGACAAAAGAGUAGAAAAUGAAAUAGAGGAUGAAAAAGAAAAAAGAGCAGGGGAUGGAAAGAAAAAAAAAAGAGAAAAUGAAGAAGAGAAACAAAGAGAGGAUAAAAAAGGAAAAAAAGGAGAGGAUGAAAAAGGAAAAGACAUUUUAUUAGAAUGUAACACAAAUUUUUUUGCAGAUAAGUAUGAGAGUGCUACUGAAUUCAAUGAAACAGUUAUGGAGAAAAAAAAUGAACCUAAAUCAAAUAUUUCAUUUUUUGUAUCAAAUAACGCAAUGUUAAAAUUACAAGAAAUAUUUCCUGAUCUUAAUGAUAUAGAUUUGGAUGUUUUACAUAUGUUACCAAUGCAAUUACAAGAUGAAGCAAAAAAGUUUCUCAAAGUCAAAGGUAUAAAAAAUGUAAGUGAAGAUAUUAAUAUUUUAAAACAAAAACGGUCAAACUCUAAAGCCUGUGAAAAACAAGAAGUCAAGUUAGUUGCUAAGAGUGGUCGGGGCAGGCCACCUAAGUGUAAGCUAGUAGUUUCUAACUAUAGUAAUCCUCAAACUGAUAUUCAACAUUUUUUCAUCAAGACUGGAACUAAUAACAAAGCAGAAAAUUUCAAAAAAUGUUUGCAAUGUCAUCAAUUAAUUUUAACAAAUAAAUUUGAAGAGCAUAAUGACUAUCAUGUUGCUCAAAAUGUACAACUAGAAAUGAAUUCUUUACCUGCUUCAGAUGAGAGAAGAAAAAGAAAACUAUCAGAUGAAACUUUAGAUCAGUUUUCUUAAUGUUAUAGUAAUAAAAUGGUUUUAAAUAACAUUAAAAAUGAAUAUGUAUGAAUUCUAAUCAAUGAAUAUAACAAAUUCAAUAAUUGUAAAUAUAUUGUAAAUUUUCUGAAUAAAUAUUUAUGUUUUUA
This is a messenger RNA of Trichogramma pretiosum, 2754 nucleotides long. It is a transcript of the gene DNApol-eta, whose product is annotated as DNA polymerase eta. Gene Ontology annotation, molecular function: damaged DNA binding; DNA-directed DNA polymerase activity. Gene Ontology annotation, biological process: response to radiation; error-prone translesion synthesis. Lineage: Eukaryota; Metazoa; Arthropoda; Insecta; Hymenoptera; Trichogrammatidae. Gene Ontology annotation, cellular component: nucleus; site of double-strand break; replication fork. The record is from RefSeq and is a predicted model, not a curated record. Bases 290 to 2626 code for a protein of 778 amino acids. The transcript is spliced from 9 exons.